AUGGAGAACCAAAAGACAGAAACUUGGAUUGAAAAAGCAAAACCAUUCAUAGCUGUUUUGUCUUUGCAAUUAGGAUAUGCAGUUAUGGAUGUUUUAUCAAAAGCUGCAUUGAAUAAAGGAAUGAGCAACUAUGUUUUUGUUGUCUAUCGUCAUGCUGUUGCAUUUAUUGUCAUCACCCCUUUUGCACUCUAUUUUGAAAAUAAAGUGAGACAGAAAAUGACAAUUUCAAUCUUCAUCAAGAUAGUGAUGCUCGGCUUGCUAGAGCCAGUUAUAGAUCAAAACAUGUAUUUUUUGGGAAUGAAAUAUACAACAGCAACCUUUGCAGCUGCCAUGACCAAUAUGCUUCCUGCCAUUACUUUUAUAUUGGCUACCAUUCUUAGGCUAGAGAAGAUAAAGAUAAAAUGUAUACGAAGUCAGGCAAAGGUGUUGGGUACCAUAGCAACCGUUGCAGGUGCCAUGAUGAUGACGCUAGUUAAAGGCCCAAUACUUUUUGAAGCAUUUGGAAGCAAUAGUGACAAUCAUGAUAGUGGUGAUAUAACUAGCCAACAUGUAAUAGCUGGAGGAGUGUUGAUCACAAUAGGAUGCAUUUCUUGGGCUUGUUUUUUUAAUCUUCAAGCGAUUACCCUUCGAAGCUACCCUGCAACUCUUUCUCUUUCGUCAUGGAUAUGCCUCAUGGGCACAAUUGAAGGCGCAGCAUUGGCUUCGAUUAUGGAAUGGGGUAAUCCUUCAGUUUGGUCCAUAAAAUGGGAUAUGAGAUUGUUAUCUACUAUCUACGCAGGCAUAUUUUGCUCGGGUCUAGGUUAUUACUUGCAAGGAGUAGUGAAUCAAACAAGAGGGCCAGUUUUUGUCACAACAUUUAGUCCCUUAUGUAUGGUUAUUGUUGCUAUUAUGGGAUACUUUCUUCUUGCAGAACAAAUGUUCCUCGGAAGGGUGAUAGGUGCAUUUAUAAUUUGUUUGGGCUUGUACCUUGUUGUGUGGGGAAAAAACAAAGAUUAUAAUAACACAUCAGAUACAGUUAAUGAAGAGCCUCUUCAAAAAGCUAAGGAGACUGCAGGUGAAAAUUGCACUCAUGAAGUCAUCACUAUUCACUAA
Messenger RNA from Vicia faba (fava bean), 1092 nucleotides. Lineage: Eukaryota; Viridiplantae; Streptophyta; Magnoliopsida; Fabales; Fabaceae. The record is from the annotation of a GenBank genome assembly.